Syzygium oleosum is the source of this 1385-nucleotide messenger RNA. RefSeq names its product plasmodesmata-located protein 2-like. Bases 93 to 1052 code for a protein of 319 amino acids. The record is from RefSeq and is a predicted model, not a curated record. The transcript is spliced from 3 exons. Gene Ontology annotation, cellular component: plasmodesma. Gene Ontology annotation, biological process: transport of virus in multicellular host; plasmodesmata-mediated intercellular transport. Lineage: Eukaryota; Viridiplantae; Streptophyta; Magnoliopsida; Myrtales; Myrtaceae.
AAGUUUUGAUUGGUUCAUUUGCUCACUUCUCUUCCUCGCCAUCUUGAAUUGUGUCCAUCGUCACCACGAGAACUGGUUCAAAUCUUGAUCUAAUGGGAACGUUCUCUCCAUUCUCUCUGCUGGUUUUCUCUGUUGUUCUCGGGUUUAUCAUACCUUGCACCAACGGUCUACUUAAGCCAAGCGCGAACUACACCGCGUUUGUGUACAACAACUGCUCUAGCGACACAUUCACCGACUCAGAUGAAUCACCUCAUUCCCAAACGCUCUCAAACCUAUUCGAUGAACUAGUCUCUCACUCCUCCCGAUCCAAGUUCUACAAGGCCACUGUUGGCGACUCUCUCUCCGGCGUCUCCGGCCGGUUCCUGUGCAAUGCCGCUCUCACCGACUACCAGUGCCACGAGUGCAUCGCUCGAAUCCCCGAGAUAUCACAUACUCUCUGCAGCAAGUCAAUUGCGGGUAAGAUUCGGCUCUCCGGGUGUUACCUCCUGUACGAGACCGACCAGUUCUCUAUCCGGAAGGCCGAGAUCUUGCCACGUGGUGGUGGCGGUGUAUCCAAGUAUGGGAUCGAUCACAAGAACUGCGAGGUGUCGGGCGAAGUGGAGGGGAUCGAAGGGUUCGAGGAGAAGAGAGAUGCGGCGUUCGAAGCGCUCGAGGAGGGCGUGGUGCAGGGGAGAGAGGGACAGGGAGGGAGGUACCAGACGGAGUACGGGCCGUUCAUGGUGGAGGCGGAGUGCGACACCGAUCUGGGGCCGUGCGACUGCGGGCAGUGCGUGAACGCGGCGGUGGAGGUGGUGAAGGAGGAUUGCCCACAGUCGGUCACCGGUGAGGUCUUUCUCGACCAAUGUUCAGUGAGGUUUCAGUAUUUUUACGGGGGAGGGGGAGGCAUAGGCGGAGUCGGAGGCAACGGCGGUAAUUUGUAUCCAGGAGGGCGCGGAGAUGAAGAAACAGGAAAACAGAUAGCGAUCGUGCUGGGAGGAGCUGGAGCCUUGGUGCUAGGCUUUCUCUUUUUGAUGCUUCUCAGGUCGUGCGGCAGGAAAGACGAAGAUUGUUGAGAAGAACUCGGAGUCUUCCAAGCUACACGCAGCCUAUUUCUUCUGGUAGACGAAUGGGCCUUUUGCUACUCUCUAGUCUCACUCAGGCUGAAAAGGAGAGGGAGACAGAGACAUUGAUGCAGAUGGAGUAGAUAUGACUCUUGGGGACUAAUAUCGAUUUAUUUGGCUUUGGAUAUGACUGAUACGUCUCUUUCUUUCUUUAUGAGGGUCAACUUGUUAGGAAGGGCGGAUUUCACUAUUCAUGAAUGUGACUGUUCAUAUUAAAGUGUGUUGUCAUUAAAAUUUGAUCCAUGCCUUUUUCAUCUUUUGUAGUAACAUUUCUUUUUCUCUUGA